AUGGCAACAAAUGCAACAACACCAUUACGGGAAAACCUGAUUGUGAAUCGCAUCAACGACGAUAACUUUAAAUCAUGUACUUGUAAAAUCUGCAAUCGUCAAGCUGAAGAGUCUGACCGACAUUCAAAUAAAUUAUAUCCUUGUGGUCGUUUAGUUCGUCGUCAUAGUUUCAAUGGGAAAAUUGUACAAGAAGGAGGAAACCCUCCCGAUGAAUAUGAUAUUUCAGCUCAUUCUGCUAAAGUUCCUGUUACUGGGUUUGGAAGACUAAAAUCUAAUGGUUGCAAAUUUCUUCGAAUAGAUACUCGAACAAAAGAAGAAGUCAUCUACGAAUUACUUGUUGAUGAUUGUGGAGGAAAAGAAUUCAAGCCAUCUCUAAUUUUAAGUAUUUAUGGUGGUGCAAAAUACUUUACAAUGACAGAAAAACUUGAGAAAGAAAUUGUACAAGGCAUAAUUGAUGCGGCUACUUCAGCCAGUAAUCAAUAUAAUUGA
Molecule: messenger RNA, 489 nt
Organism: Rotaria sp. Silwood1
Lineage: Eukaryota; Metazoa; Rotifera; Eurotatoria; Philodinida; Philodinidae
Source: the annotation of a GenBank genome assembly